This is a messenger RNA of Podospora bellae-mahoneyi, 1391 nucleotides long. It is a transcript of the gene RPS18, whose product is annotated as ribosomal 40S subunit protein S18B. NCBI's taxonomy places the organism in Eukaryota, Fungi, Ascomycota, Sordariomycetes, Sordariales, Podosporaceae. Gene Ontology annotation, cellular component: cytosol; small ribosomal subunit; ribosome. Gene Ontology annotation, biological process: translation. Gene Ontology annotation, molecular function: RNA binding; structural constituent of ribosome. Bases 578 to 1048 code for a protein of 156 amino acids. The transcript is spliced from 5 exons. The record is from RefSeq and is a predicted model, not a curated record.
CCCAAGUUGACCCCGCGAUGUUGGACUGGCCCGCCCAGGCAAACGUCACCGUCGGUCUUAGGCUCAGCCACCAAGCGAGCAACCACCGCGCGUGCAGUUUCGGAUUGCCAUUGUUGCAGGGACUGCGUCAUGUCGAGUUCUCAGGGGCAAACUCCAGUUUCUAGCUAUUUUAGUUUGCAGAGUCGUUUCUCGAUUGGCUCAGCUGUUGGUUGAAACCACCACCGAGGCAGAGGCAUGACAAUGAAGGAGCUUGCCAACUGACAACGAGACUGGUCAUGCUUCCUGAGCAAUGUCUGGGGAAAGUGGCGCGGAGGGAGCCCAGAAGUUCGCUCUCACAGGGCUGAUGCCAAGUAAGGUAACCCUAACCCUGACCGUCGAACAGGCAAAAUGCAGCCCCACAUUGUUCACCUUAGCUGGUCCGUGCCUGGGCAAGUGAAUUUCUGCCCCCCCACACGUGACCACACACAAAUUCGAAAACCCAUCGGCUCACAAAUUCGCUAACGACCCUUUUUACGAAACCUCGACAGCAACCAAAUUCUGGACAACACGAGCGAAGCCUCGACAACAGUUGCCCAUCAUGAGUUUGGUCUCGGGUGAGAAGAGCAAUUUCAACCACAUUCUGCGUCUGCUCAACACCAACGUUGACGGCAAGCAGAAGGUCGUUUACUCCUUGACCAAGAUCAAGGGUGUCGGUCGCCGCUACUCCAACUUGGUGUGCAAGAAGGCCGAUGUCGACCUGAAGAAGCGCGCCGGUGAGCUCACCUCCGAAGAGCUCGAGCGUCUGGUCACCAUCAUCCAGAACCCCACCGCCUACAAGAUCCCCGCCUGGUUCCUCAACAGACAGCGCGACAUUGUCGAUGGCAAGGACUCCCAGAUCCUCGCCAACGGUGUUGACUCCAAGCUCCGUGAUGAUCUCGAGCGCUUGAAGAAGAUCCGUGCCCACCGUGGUCUCCGUCACUACUGGGGCCUCCGUGUCCGUGGCCAGCACACCAAGACGACUGGUCGCCGCGGCCGGACCGUCGGUGUCUCCAAGAAGAAGGGUGGUUAAGCAUUUGCGGGAAGCGUGCGGUUUUGUUUGGCACUGCUGUGCUUGGCUUUUCGGUGGUGUUAUCUCAGGCAAAGGAUGGUCAUGGGGCUCGGGUUGAUUUUUUUUUCCUUUGCGACGUCUCUACUCUGUGGAGGUCGCCGGAUUGCUAAAGGGAACCACCAUGAUACACAGCAUGACAAUACAGGCGCAGAUAUGAAAAAAGUACAUGACCAUUUCUAGUGACUUGUACUUUCGUAUGGCGACUUGUGUGAUACAAAAUCAAAAGAACUUUUUAUUCCUAUCAACAGUAACUAGACCAAGGCAUGCUAGAAGGGGUAUCAAGAUAUUUGUUUGGGCAUCUUCA